This is a messenger RNA of Microcebus murinus (gray mouse lemur), 6209 nucleotides long. Lineage: Eukaryota; Metazoa; Chordata; Mammalia; Primates; Cheirogaleidae. The record is from RefSeq and is a predicted model, not a curated record.
GACUGGGUGUGUUUGGAGGGGGUCACAUGUAAUUUGUUUCUUUCUGUAGCAACUGAUGUGACAAGGGUGGGGUCCAGUCACAGGGGGCCAGGCAAGAGGUCACAGAGGAACAGUGCGGAGGAGGAUGAGAGGAUCCAGAACAUUCUGGCAUUAAUCUUUGUGCUGAUCCUUGUGACUUUGGCAAGAGCCAGCUCUGCUUCUGUAUUCUACUUUGGGGCAUAUUUAGAGCUUCGCCCCGAUGCCCUCACCUGCAGGCUCACACAGCCCUUCCCUUUGGGCGACACCAGCCCCCAAUAUUGCCUCCUCCCCACCUGGCUCUGGACUAAGCCCACCCAGGACUCCACAGCACGAAGCCGGCCCCAGGCCCCUGAGUUGCAAUGGCGUGGGCCAAGUAGUAACAGCAAACACUGGUGCAGCAUUUACUUAUAAACCCACUUCAUACAUGGAACUGUCCUAUGCAGUGGGUGCUACUGUCACCAGCCCCACUUCACAGAUGAGGACACCAAGGUGCUGCAUGGUUAAGGGAAUGGCAGUGCCAGGCACAGGGGCAGCCUGGGCCCAGGCUCUGUGGGCACAACCACUGCCCACCCUGUCUGCGGGGUGCUCUCCAUCUGUUAGUCUAAGGGCUAGGGGCCUAGCACACUCCCACCACACCAUUUGCUAUCAGACAGACAUACGGGCAGGACUUGAGGUACCCCUGAGGCUCGCCAAGAAUUGGGGAGGAAAGCUGGGGGUGGGGGGCAGGGACAGGAGCUGGGCAGGGCCAAUGAGGCCCUACCUUCUCCCUGGAGAGACCUCAGCUCUCUGGAAUUUGUCUAUAUUUAGCAGGUGGCGGGCAGGAGGCAGAUAAGCAGAGCCUGGGAAGGGGGGAGGUCCCCAUAUAUAGUGGGAUGGGCAGGACCCCCGCUCAGUCCCUCUUCGGGUGGCCUGUGCCUGCUUGAUACCCGGUGUGACUUCUCUCAAGAUGCCUGAGCCAGGGAAGAAGCCAGUCUCAGCUUUCAGCAAGAAGCCGCGGUCCAUGGAGGUGGCCGCAGGCAGCCCUGCCGUGUUCGAGGCCCAGACGGAGCGGGCAGGAGUGAAGGUGCGCUGGCAGCGGGGGGGCAAUGACAUUGGAGCCAGUGACAAGUACAUCCUGGCAGCCGAGGGCACACGGCACACGCUGACAGUGAGGGACGUGGGCCCUGCCGACCAGGGGUCCUAUGCAGUCAUCGCAGGCUCCUCCAAGGUCAAGUUUGACCUCAAGGUCAUAGAGGCAGAGAAGGCAGAGCCCAUGCCAGCCCCAGCCCCUGCCCCUGCCCCUGCUGAGGCCACUGGAGCCCCUGGAGAAGCCCUGGCCCCAGCCACUGAACUGGAAGGAAGCGCCCCAAGUCCUGAAGGGUCAAGCUCAGCAGCCCCCAGUGGCCCUGAGCCUGGGUGCCCUGGAGCCCCCGAGGACCCCAUCGGCCUGUUCCUGAUGCGGCCUCAAGACGGCGAGGUGACUGUGGGCGGCAGCAUCACCUUCUCAGCCCGCGUGGCCGGGGCCAGCCUCCUGAAACCGCCUGUGGUCAAGUGGUUCAAGGGCAAGUGGGUGGACCUGAGCAGCAAGGUGGGCCAACACCUGCAGCUGCGUGACAGCUAUGACCGGGCUGGCAAGAUCUACCUGUUUGAGCUGCACAUCACCGAUGCCCAGGCCACCUUUGCUGGCGGCUACCGCUGCGAGGUGUCUACCAAGGACAAAUUUGACAGCUGUAAUUUCAACCUCAUCGUCCAUGAGGCCAUUGGCCCCGGAGAACUGGACCUCCGAGAAGCUUUCCGCCGCACGAGCGUGGGCGGAGGCGGUCGGCGGACCAGUGACAGCCACGAGGACACUGCGGUUCUAGACUUUAGCUCACUGCUGAAGAAGAGCAGCUCCCGGACCCCGCGGGACUCGAAGCUGGAGGCACCGGCCGAGGAGGACGUGUGGGAGAUCCUGCGGCAGGCGCCCCCGUCGGAGUACGAGCGCAUCGCCUUCCAGCACGGCGUCACCGACCUGCGUGGCAUGCUCAAGAGGCUGAAGGGCAUGAAGCGCGACGAGAAGAAGAGCACAGUCUUUCAGAAGAAGCUGGAGCCGGCCUACCAGGUGAGCAAAGGCCACAAGAUCCGUCUGACCGUGGAGCUGGCUGACCCUGACGCCGAGGUCAAGUGGCUUAAGAAUGGACAGGAGAUCCAGAUGAGUGGCAGCAAGUACAUCUUCGAGUCCGUGGGUGCCAAGCGCACCCUGACCAUCAGCCAGUGCUCGCUGGCGGACGACGCGGCCUACCAGUGCGUGGUAGGCGGUGAGAAGUGCAGCACGGAGCUCUUCGUGAAAGAGCCCCCCGUGCUGAUCACGCGGCCCUUGGAAGACCAGCUGGUGAUGGUGGGACAGCGGGUGGAGUUUGACUGUGAAGUGUCCGAGGAGGGGGCCCAGGUCAAAUGGCUGAAGGAUGGGGUGGAGCUGACCCGGGAGGAGACCUUCAAAUACCGGUUCAAGAAGGAUGGGCGGAGACACCACCUGAUCAUCAACGAGGCCACACUGGAGGACGCGGGGCACUACGCGCUGCACACCAGCGGGGGCCAGGCACUGGCCGAGCUCAUCGUGCAGGAGAAAAAGCUGGAGGUGUACCAGAGCAUCGCCGACUUGACGGUGGGCGCCAAGGACCAGGCCGUGUUCAAGUGCGAGGUCUCGGAUGAGAACGUGCGGGGCGUGUGGCUGAAGAACGGGAAGGAGCUGGUGCCCGACAGCCGCAUAAAGGUGUCGCACAUCGGGCGGGUCCACAAACUGACCAUUGACGACGUCACGCCUGCCGACGAGGCUGACUACAGCUUUGUGCCCGAGGGCUUCGCCUGCAACCUGUCCGCCAAGCUCCACUUCAUGGAGGUCAAGAUUGACUUUGUCCCCAGGCAAGAACCUCCCAAGAUCCACCUGGACUGCCCCGGCCGCAUGCCGGAUACCAUCGUGGUUGUGGCUGGGAAUAAGUUACGCCUGGACGUCCCUAUCUCUGGGGACCCUGCUCCCACUGUGAUCUGGCAGAAGACCAUCACACAGGGGAGUAAGGCCCCUGCCAGGCCAGCCCCCGACGCCCCAGAGGAUGCAGGUGCCAGCGACGAGUGGGUGUUUGACAAGAAGCUGCUGUGUGAGACCGAGGGCCGGGUCCGUGUGGAGACCACCAAGGACCGAAGCAUCUUCACAGUUGAGGGGGCAGAGAAGGAAGACGAGGGCGUCUAUACUGUCACGGUGAAGAACCCUGUGGGCGAGGACCAAGUCAACAUCACAGUCAAGGUCAUCGACGUGCCAGAUGCCCCUGCGGCCCCCAAGAUCAGCAACGUGGGCGAGGACUCCUGCACAGUGCAGUGGGAGCCACCUGCCUACGAUGGCGGGCAGCCAGUCCUGGGCUACAUCCUGGAGCGCAAGAAGAAGAAGAGCUACCGGUGGAUGCGGCUCAACUUCGAUCUGCUGCGGGAGCUGAGCCACGAGGCGCGGCGCAUGAUCGAGGGCGUGGUGUACGAGAUGCGCGUCUACGCAGUCAAUGCCAUCGGCAUGUCCAGGCCCAGCCCUGCCUCCAAGCCCUUCAUGCCUAUCGGGCCCCCCAGCGAACCCACCCACCUGGCAGUGGAGGACGUCUCUGACACCACGGUCUCCCUCAAGUGGCGGCCCCCAGAGCGCGUGGGAGCGGGGGGCCUGGACGGCUACAGCGUGGAGUACUGCCGGGAGGGCGGCUCGGAGUGGGUGGCCGCCCUGCAGGGGCUGACGGAGCGCACGUCGAUGCUGGUGAAGGACCUGCCCACGGGGGCCCGGCUGCUCUUCCGAGUGCGAGCACACAACGUGGCAGGGCCUGGAGGCCCCGUCACCACCCAGGAGCCUGUGACGGUGCAGGAGAUACUGCAACGGCCGCGGCUCCAGCUGCCUAGGCACCUGCGCCAGACCAUCCAGAGGAAGGUUGGAGAGCCUGUGAACCUCCUCAUUCCUUUCCAGGGCAAGCCCCGGCCUCAGGUGACCUGGACCAAAGAGGGGCAACCGCUGGCAGGUGAGGAGGUGAGCAUUCGCAACAGCCCCACGGACACCAUCCUGUUCAUCCGCGCUGCUCGCCGGGCCCACUCAGGCACUUACCAGGUGACAGUGCGCAUUGAGAACAUGGAGGACAAGGCCACGCUGGUCCUGCAGAUCGUUGACAAGCCAAGUCCUCCCCAGGAUAUCCAGGUCACCGAGGCUUGGGGUUUUAAUGUGGCUCUGGAGUGGAAGCCACCCCAAGAUGAUGGCAACACAGAGAUCUGGGGUUACACAGUGCAGAAAGCUGACAAGAAGACCAUGGAGUGGUUCACUGUCCUGGAGCACUACCGUCGCACCCACUGUGUUGUGUCAGAGCUCAUUAUUGGCAAUGGCUACUACUUCCGGGUCUUCAGCCAUAACAUGGUUGGUCCUAGUGACAGAGCUGCCACCACCAAGGAGCCUGUCUUCAUCCCCAGACCAGGCAUCACAUAUGAGCCACCCAACUACAAGGCCCUGGAUUUCUCUGAGGCCCCAAGCUUCACCCGCCCCUUGGUGAACCGCUCAGUCAUCGCAGGUUACACCACUAUCCUCUGCUGCGCCGUCCGGGGUAGCCCCAAGCCCAAGAUUUCCUGGUUCAAGAAUGGCCUGGACCUAGGACAAGAUGCCCGCUUCCGCAUGUUCAGCAAGCAAGGAGUGUUGACCUUGGAGAUCAGAAAGCCCUGCCCCUUUGAUGGGGGUGUCUAUGUCUGCAGGGCCACCAACUUACAGGGCGAGGCACAGUGUGAGUGCCGCCUGGAGGUGCGAGUGCCUCAGUGACCAGGCUGGCUCCCUGGGGAUGGGCAGGUACAACCAGAUGCCAGCCCUAUGUGCCAGUAGCCUGGAGGGAAGAUGGAGAAGCCCCUUCCUGCUGUCGGAUGUGUGUGUACAAGUGUGUCUCCAGGGCUGGGGAGAGGACGGACCAGCGAGCAACAGUUAUGAUGGGAGGCCUGGGUGGGGGCUGCACUGGCCCUCAGGCCUUCUGUGGAAGCUCCUGGAUCUCUGGGGCAAAAGGGGGGUGGGUUCAAGAAAUGGCAGUUGAGGACAGGCCUGCCAUGGCUUCCCAAUGUAUAAGGGCAAUAAAAGAUCAGUGCAGUAACAGAGAACUCACUCUUCCUACCCAAUUCCAAUGUGUUGUUUCCACAACAAAUCACUGGGGCAUUUACUUAUCUUCACAACAAACUGAGGGCAGGUCUUCUGUUUCCUGAUGGUUAAAUGAGGCUCAGAGUGGACCCCUAAGCUCAUAAAGCUUUAAUCCUAGAAGGAACCUCAGUCUUCCCCCACUACACUCACUCCUCAUUGAGGAGAUGUGACAGAGGAAAGUAUUUAGCAACAGAGCCAGAAACCCGGGGUGCUCCUGCCUGGUCCCAGGUGCUCAGACAACCCCUGUGGCCCAUGGUCACAGCAGCUUGGGGCUGAGGUAGUGGCGAAUCUCAAUAUUGUGAUUGUGUGUCCACAAGGCUUGGAGUGCAGCUGUGCUGGGUUGCUUUGGGGUCCCAGUGAGCAACAAGCCCACAGCCCAUCCAUACCCGUGUCUUACAUGGGAGAAAGCAAUCCUGUCCCACCCAGGACACUGCGACCAGAAAGGUGGAGGGGCCAGGGCCCUGCUCUGCUCUUACUUUUCCUAUAGGGAGCCUAAAUCUGAUCAUCAGUUUCCUUUUGGGAAGAGGAAGCCAGCAGGUCUCAGAGGUUCUCUGACUGUAGUGGGUGGAGCACCAGGUUUUUCUGUGGCAUAGAAAUUCCAUGAAGGCUGGUCAUAGGGUUGCUUCGUAAGUGUUCUUCCCAGUCAAUGGAAGACACUUCUGGCCAGGAGUCCAGAGCCCUGGGCUUCAGACCCUGUGGGAGGCCCCGGCUGAGUCACAGGACCUCUCUGGACCACACAUAACCUGUACAAGGAACGGGGAGGGCCAGGGAUUUGGAUUUUUUUUCACUGCCAUAUUAAUCUCUGUUCAGGUGUCAAUGCCAGUCCGGCUGCUCCCUCUAGUGGCCAGUUCAUAGCACCACAGCCCUCCGCAGGGCCCCGGAGCCACAGGGAAGGAGAGCUCUCUCACAGACAGCCUCUUCUGGGAGCCCUGAAAGCCCAGAGAGUGGUAGGCAGGAGCUGAGACCUCUGUGCCAGAGCUUGGAUGUGGAUGACCUCAUCUUCCUUCUUCCUUCAAGCCUGAAGGUAUCUUUUUAGAGUCUAGGG